AUGACAAGAGCAAAAGAAACUUCAAACAUAGAUCUCAUACGCCACCAUCUCUUAGACAACACCACCUUCUUCACUUUCCUUGAAGACUAUGACUUGAUAUCAGACAUGGAGUUCUUCACUCACACUUCAUCUCCAAAUGAAACAACAAGCCCUUCAAAGGAAACCAAGAAAUCUAAUUCAUCACCUGAAAUACUACCACUACCACUACCACUACCAAUACCAAGUACUAUUGUGUCAUCAAAGAAGAUGAAGAAAGAAGAAGAGUGUGUUGAUGAGACAAGGAAGUAUAGAGGAGUAAGGAGAAGGCCAUGGGGGAAAUUUGCAGCUGAGAUACGUGAUCCGUCAAGGAAAGGAAGUAGGGUUUGGUUAGGUACAUUUGAUUCUGAAAUUGAUGCUGCAAAAGCUUAUGAUUCUGCUGCUUUCAGAAUGAGGGGUCGAAAAGCUAUAUUGAACUUUCCUUUGGAGGCUGGAUUGUGUGAUCCUAAGCCAAAUAGUUGUGGCAGGAAAAGGAGAAGAGAAACUAAAAGUGAAGCUUCAACAAGUCCUAGUUCAAGUUCAUGA
Vicia faba (fava bean) is the source of this 561-nucleotide messenger RNA. NCBI's taxonomy places the organism in Eukaryota, Viridiplantae, Streptophyta, Magnoliopsida, Fabales, Fabaceae. The record is from the annotation of a GenBank genome assembly.